AUGUUGCCUAGAACUCGCAAGAUUCUAGACCGUUGUAAUGCACAGUUGCCUCUGACCUUACCACCAUCAAUUACGCCUCCAAUUACUACACCAUUUGAACAACCCAUAUCUUCACGAAAUGAGGAGUGUGACAUUACACUAAAUACACCUACACCUACUGAGUUAUCAAAAACACUUUCAAACGUUGAACCAUGUUCAACACAAACAUUUCCAUUGACACAAAAAGACGCUUCCUUGAAUUCAGCAGAUUCAAGUUCUAAUUCGAGUGAAUUUUCAGAAUAUUAUACAAGUAGUAGUUACCAACCAUCCGAAGAAGCAGUAUCUCCUUGUUCUUCUCCAGUUGAGCUGCUAACUGACGCAGAUGAUGUAACAUACACCCAAGAAGUUUUCCAUGGAGACUUGAGAGAAGGAAAUUCACGUAAAAGAAAAGGAGACAAAGGGCAAUGGAAAAAAAAUUAUAACAAACUACUUAGGAUGCAAGGCAAAAAAUACUUGGGUUACACAAAUCCAAAACAUGAAAGAAUGAAACAAAAUAAAAUGCGACCGGAAAGAAUAUUGGGAGUAAGGUGUGAAUCAAACUUCUGCAAAAGAAGCAAGAAAAGGGUAUGUGAACAGAUAAGUGACGAAGACAGAAAAAAUCUAUUUCACCAUUUUUGGUCCGACCUAACAUGGGACCAGAGAAAAAUUUUUGUAUCUACUAACGUCCAUACAACAAGUACAAAACGAAAUACUACAGAAAAUACGUCUAGACGCAGUAAUACUCUCCAAUUUUCACUACCAGGAAAUGAUGAGCAUGGGAACACACUUCGACGGCCUGUAUGUCGAAUCAUGUUCCUCAACACCCUUUGUUUGGGUUCAUUUACGGUUCAAUCAUGGGUUAAAAAAGGUCGUUACGGUAUGCAUCCAUCACAAAACAAUGCCAACUUGAAUAGAAAAAAAACUAGUAGGGUUGAUGUUGAGAUGCAGACUAGACAUCUCGAUAACUUUUUGGAUGCAUUACCUAAAAUGCCAUCCCACUAUAAUCGAAAAAAUACUAAUAAACUUUUCCUAGAACCACUUUACAAAUCGCAAUCCAAUCUAUAUAAUAUCUAUAAAGAAUACUGUUCAUCAAAAAAUACCUCCGCAUUCUCGAUGAAAAAGUUUAAUGAAGUAUUUCAUAGCAAGAAUUUGUCCAUUCACCAGUUAAAAAAGGACAUGUGUGACACCUGUGUAGCACACUCCGUUGGUAAUUUAAGUGAAGAACUUUACCAGCAACACAUAAAAAAUAAGGACAAAGCUAGAAAUGAAAAAAUGUGUGACAAAGAAAGGGCAGUAAGAAAUGAAUGCAUUUUAUUGACCGCUGAUGUACAAGCAGUUAAAGUUAGUCCCUGUAUAACUGCCAGUGCGAUCUAUUUUAAAACCAAAUUGGCAUGCCAUAAUUUCACAGUAUACGACACGACUACCCAUCACGCCACCUGCUACUGGUUUUCCGAAAUCGACAGUGAUGUUACAGCUUCCACUUUUGCCUCAUUAUUAAUAGAUUACCUGGAAAGACACUGUUUAUCUAAGCGCUUACCAAUUAUUCUUUUUACAGACGGAUGCACAAGCCAAAAUCGAAAUGCAAUUCUUGCCAAUGCACUGUUAAAUUUUUGUAUGCAUCAUGGCGUUACCAUAACUCAAAAGUUCCUCGAGGUUGGACAUACGCAAAUGGAGGGGGACGCGGUGCACAGUGCUAUAGAACGUAAGUUGAAAAACAGAAAUAUUCAUUUACCUAGCGAUUACCUGGCAGUGACAAAAGAAGCUAGAACCCGUCCCUUUCCAUAUGAAGCUCUGAUGAUUCCACACAAUUUUUUCAAAAAUUACGCAGAUGAGUCAACCUGGAGAUACACAACUAUACGACCUGGCCGUAAGGUUGGUGACCCGAGAGUAAUAGACAUUAAAGCAAUUAUGUACAAACCUACUGGGAGCAUCCAAGUUAAACUCAACUUUGAUGAUGAUUGGACAGACUUACCAUUACGACCACGGCAAAUACCAGUCAUUACGGAAUAUAAACCUAUGCACAACACACCAAUACCUAUAACGGCCACCAAAUUUAAACACCUGCAGGAACUUAAAACGGUCAUACCACCUGACUGUCAUGGCUUCUAUGAUUCCUUGCCACAUAAAUAA
Diabrotica balteata is the source of this 2148-nucleotide messenger RNA. NCBI's taxonomy places the organism in Eukaryota, Metazoa, Arthropoda, Insecta, Coleoptera, Chrysomelidae. The record is from the annotation of a GenBank genome assembly.